AUGAAGCAAGCUACAGUAACCAUGGAGGUCAACGACGGCGUGGCGAUCGUCGCCAUAUCCAACCCACCCGUGAAUGCGCUCGCGCUCACAAUUUUUGAUGGGUUGAAGGAGAAGUUUACUGAAGCCAUGAGGAGGAAUGACGUUCUAGCUGCUGUUCUGUGCGGAAACGGCGGUAAAUUCUCUGGCGGCUUCGACAUAAAUGUUUUUGAGAUGGUGCAUAAGUCAGGAGAUGUCUCUGUCUUACCUGAUGCAUCAAUUGACAUCUUGGUCAAUAUAAUAGAAAAUGCAAAGAAGCCUGUUGUUGCUGCCAUGGAGGGGCUUGCACUUGGAGGUGGCUUAGAACUCGCCUUGGCUUGCCAUGCACGUGUUGCUGCACCUAAAACACAACUUGGUCUUCCUGAACUGACUCUUGGUGUUAUUCCUGGCUCUGGAGGCACACAACGACUUCCACGGCUGAUAGGUUUGCCGAAAGCUCUUGAAAUUAUGCUGUUAUCUAAGAUGAUAACAUCAGAAGAAGGAGAGAGGCUUGGCCUUGUUGAUGCUGUUGUACCUUCAGAGGAUUUGCUAAAGGUCUCUCGACAAUGGGCGUUAGACAUUGCAGGGAGGCGCAAACCAUGGAUACGUUCUCUUCAUAGGACAGAUAAAGUUGGUAACCUGCUUGAAGUGCAUGAUAUUAUAAAAGCUGCUCGACAACAGGCUAAACAGACUGCAAAACAUUUGCCUCAACACCAAGCAUGUCUUGACGUGAUUGAAGAAGGAAUCAUUCAUGGUGGAUAUCAUGGAAUUCUGAAGGAGUCAAAGGUCUUCAAAGAGCUUGUCUUGACAGACACUUCUAAAGGUCUAGUGCAUGCAUUUUUUGCUCAAAGGGCAACAACAAAGGUGCCCAAUGUUUCUGAUAUUGGACUUAGUCCAAGACGACUUAAGAAAGUUGCUGUUAUUGGUGGAGGACUGAUGGGCUCCGGCAUAGCUACAGCUCUGAUCUUGAGUGAUAUAUACGUUAUUCUCAAAGAAAUCAAUUCUGAAUAUCUUCAGAAGGGGAUAAAGGCUGUCGAAGUGAAUAUCCAGAAUUUGGUGUCACGGAAAAAGUUGGCACGUGAUAAAGCGGAAAAAGCUCUUUCGAUACUUAAAGGCGUUAUGGACUACUCUGAUUUCAAGGAUGUGGAUAUGGUUAUUGAGGCUGUUAUAGAAAAUAUAUCCCUGAAGCAGAAAAUAUUUGGUGAUCUUGAGAAGGUUUGCCCGCCUCACUGUAUCUUGGCUUCAAAUACCUCUACUAUUGACCUCAAUAUAAUUGGAGAGAAGACCAAAUCACAAAAUCGGAUAGUGGGUGCACAUUUUUUCAGUCCUGCUCACGUGAUGCCACUCUUGGAGGUUGUACGGACUGAGAAAACUUCUCCCCAAGUAAUUCUGGAUCUAAUGACUGUUGGGAAGGCCAUAAAGAAAGUUCCUGUAGUAGUUGGAAACUGCACUGGGUUUGCAGUCAAUAGGACAUUCUUUCCCUACAGUCAAAGUGCACAUCUUUUGGUUAACAUGGGUGUGGAUGUUUUCAGAAUUGAUCGGCUUAUCCACGACUUUGGUCUUCCAAUGGGUCCAUUCCAGCUUCAGGAUGUUGCAGGAUAUGGAGUAGUUGUUGCAACAACAAAAGAAUUUUCUUCAUCGUUUCCUGAUCGAACCUUUGAAUCUCCACUGGUUCAGCUUCUCUUGAAAAAUGGGAGGAAUGGUAAAAAUAAUGGAAAAGGAUAUUAUAUCUAUGAGAAAGGAAGCAAGCCAAAACCUGACCCUACUGUGCUCCCAAUAAUUGAAGAAUCUAGGAGGCUUACCAACGUCAUGCCCGGUGGAAAGCCCAUAUCUGUUAGCGAUGAAGAGAUUGUCGAGAUGAUCCUCUUUCCAGUGGUUAACGAGGCAUGUCGGGUUUUAGAUGAUGGCAUAGUUGUCCGUGCAUCCGAUCUUGAUGUUGCCUCUAUUCUUGGCAUGAGUUUUCCAUCUUAUCGUGGCGGUCUUAUUUAUUGGGCGGACACUGUUGGAGCACAUCACGUGUACAGAAGUCUCCAGAAAUGGUACAAAACAUAUGGGAGUUUCUUUAAACCAUCAAGAUUUUUAGAAGAAAGAGCAACUGCAGGCAUCCCAUUGAGUACACCACCUGGUUCCACAUCUUCAAUAGCUAGGCCACGUCUAUGA
Striga hermonthica is the source of this 2175-nucleotide messenger RNA. NCBI's taxonomy places the organism in Eukaryota, Viridiplantae, Streptophyta, Magnoliopsida, Lamiales, Orobanchaceae. The record is from the annotation of a GenBank genome assembly.